This is a messenger RNA of Neocloeon triangulifer, 2611 nucleotides long. RefSeq lists its product as uncharacterized. The transcript has 10 exons. The record is from RefSeq and is a predicted model, not a curated record. Bases 1 to 2358 code for a protein of 785 amino acids. Lineage: Eukaryota; Metazoa; Arthropoda; Insecta; Ephemeroptera; Baetidae.
AUGGAGUUGAUGGAAGAUGGGAAUUUGAUGGACCGGGUGCAGAUUCUGCUGCAGAGGGAUUUGGGCUACUACGAAGAGCACCACACGGUUUUGCAGGAGAAUCUGUGCCUCGGGGCCGUGGGGGGCCCUUUUGACUUUCCCCGCUACGCCUCCUUUGCUGCGGUCAAACUUGUCAAGUGGUGGGAAGAGGAAUUUUUCUCCUGCUUCCACCACCCUUCGGGACUGAUUGAGACGCGGAUUCACACCAAAGAGGAGCUGGACGUGAAGAAACUUCCGUCGGCCGAGUUCGUUGAGAUGGUGCAGCAGUCGGCAGAGAAGUUGCUCGAGCAUCUGCACACCCUGAGCCAAGAGUCGCUGGACCACGCCGACUUGGCCGUCCUCACGGCCACGCUUGGCGCGGCGGCCCUUUGCAAAAAUGCUCUUUGGUGCUUCAACGAGCAGUUGAAAAAAGAUGCUAAAAGUCUGAGUUUGCAUCAAGCGUCGAGAUUAAUGCAAGAAAUGGUCGAGGCUUUGGCCGAACGUCUUUUGGACUUGCACUGUCGCCUGCUAGCCCUGUACGUCCUGCAGGACGCAGACUCGCUCAACUGGGAAAGCCAGCACUCAUUUUUCGAAGGGCAGCGCGGCUCCUUCACAAUUCAGAUGUGGUGGUUUUACAUGCAAGGGGCUAGAGAAGAUUUGUGGAACACCGUUCCUCCGAAAACUGCCCAGAGAGUUCUUGCUGGAAUGUUGAAUGAGUCGCUCACAAUUCUCACUGCAAGAUAUAGUCAGGCCAAGCCUAGUCUUGCACGCAGUCCACUGAUUGUCACCGAUAUCGGCAACAUUUUGAUCUGCGUGCGCCACUUGCUGCCGUCGAUCUGCACCAGCGGCAGCGAGUUGUUGGGCCUCGUGGGCCCCGGCAGCAACAAAGCGGCCCGCGACGUGCACGCCAAAUGCCACGACCUGCUGUGCACGCUCCUCAUCCGCGGUUGUCCCUUGGCCACCCUGUACAAGGUUUUUCGCAGAGGCGCCGAUGCUGCGCCGCUUUUCUUGCCGCGACCGGUUUCUCCGGCCACUUGGUUCGUCCUCGUCGCGCCCAAACUUUUCCCCGGCGACCCGCCUAGGGGAGACAUGCACUCGUUGAACGACAACACGGCCGUCGCUGUAGAACUGUCGGUUUUGUGUGCCCAACCCGAGGCUAGUUGGCCUCUCCUAGUCAAGGUACUGCUGAUGAGGAAUUACGUAGCGACGACAAUUUUGCUCCGGCAUCUUUUGAAAGCCGACAUUCAGUACCAAGACGCCGUCCAUUCGAGUGUGGAGGGUUGCGGCGGGUUUUUGUGCGGGGCCACGGCGGGCUGCUGGGUCGAGGGCUCGCAACUUACGCCGAGCCAAGUGCUCUCCGCCCUUGUGCAGAUAAUAGUGGUUAUUUGCGGAGACCCCGAGGGUGGAGGGAUGCGGGCGCUGCACGUGGCUUUUUCAGCCCUAUUGCAACAGGACGGCAUGGACUGGAGUUGCCUCGACAAAAGGCAGAUGUGGGCGGAACAAAGGAGACCAGCGUGGCUGUCUGCUCUGGUGAACCUUAUAAAGGACUGUCUGGGCCCAUCGAUGGCCUCUUGGGCAACAUCCGUUGACAAUAUUUUCCAAGGUUUACAACAAAUUGGAGACACGAUUUCCGUCGGCGUGGUCCUCAUGGCCAAACUCCUCGACGACAUUCUGCCUGCAGACGUCAGUCCCUUCGGCGGACAAACCCUGAUGCAGCUCAUCGGAGCCGCGGUUUACGCCGAGUUGGUCAAAAGCGGUGCGGACGCGCCCUUGCGUCUCGCCGAGGAGUGGUGCGGUCUGGACACGGACCUCUUCAGGGAGGAAGUUGCUGCCGUGGUCGUCGCAGCCCAAGAAAGGGCCGCCGAGCUCGAGGAAGAUUUGGCCGAGCAAGAUUCGGGUUCCGAAGUCAUCGAAGAACUGCCCCAGAUUGCCGAGGUGCUCGUCAGCAGACUUCUGCUCACCUCGUCAGGAAGAACUUCAGUCAAGAUCGUUUUCAAGUUCAUCCAGCACAACUUGGCCUGGCUGAUGGGCGAACUUGGAGCUCAAGAGUCGCGCACGGCAGCUCCACCUGUGCACGUACCUGCUGCAAAACCGGCACCGCAUCCUCUGCUGCACGCCAUGUUCCACAUUGGAGGGUCCAGAGCAUUUGAUGAGCUUUUGACUGGAGCCUGGCAGCUCAACUGGGUCUCCCUGCUGCACACCGAGCUGGGAAUCUCCAAGACCCAAAUGGCGCAGCAACUGACGCGGAGGGCCGAGUUUCGAGAGCCGCACUUUUUGAACGAGCACGACGCCAAAGUCGUCGCGAUCCUCUCCACCAUCUUUGGCGUUGAUCCCAACUGAUUUCGUCUCUCUCAGAGACCAUGCAAAUUCUCAUACAACCCUGCUUUUUCAGCUAAUUAGUGGACGUGCGAAAUGCAAAUUUUGCGUACCAUUGUAGUGGGAUUGUGCUAAUGGACGUACGUGCUUUUAGCGAAAGCAUUAUUGUAGCUUCCUCUAUAGGUUUAAUGCAUGAAUUUAGAAACCGAAAAUCUAAUACAAAAGAUAAAAUAUCUUGUAAUUUUAACAAUUAAUAGAAGUAUAAUGUGAUGCUUUU